This is a messenger RNA of Maudiozyma barnettii, 918 nucleotides long. RefSeq lists its product as uncharacterized. NCBI's taxonomy places the organism in Eukaryota, Fungi, Ascomycota, Saccharomycetes, Saccharomycetales, Saccharomycetaceae. The record is from RefSeq and is a predicted model, not a curated record. Gene Ontology annotation, molecular function: triacylglycerol lipase activity; acylglycerone-phosphate reductase (NADP+) activity. Gene Ontology annotation, cellular component: endoplasmic reticulum; lipid droplet. The transcript has a single exon. Gene Ontology annotation, biological process: triglyceride catabolic process; phosphatidic acid biosynthetic process. Bases 1 to 918 code for a protein of 305 amino acids.
AUGAGUUGUCAAUACAGAACAAAGUGGUUAGAUCGUCAGAAUAUAUAUUACAACAAAAUGUCCAUUGCAGUUGUUACAGGUGCUUCAUCGGGGAUAGGUUAUUCAUUGACUGAUGAACUGGCAGCAAAUGGUUUCAUUGUUUACGCAUGUGCAAGAAGGUUAGAGCCUAUCAACGACUUAAAAGACAGGCAUGGACCUGAGAAGAUCAAACCUUACCAAAUUGAUAUAUCGAAUAAUGAGGAAAUAGUAACUUUCAGACAAUUUUUAGAGAGUGAACUACAAAAUGGAAAAGUUGAUCUUCUCUAUAAUAAUGCCGGUCAGGCUUGUUCCUUUGCUACUUUAGAUGUUACAGACAGGAUUAUGGAGGAUUGUUUCAAAGUCAAUGUGUUUGGUCAUAUAAACAUAACUCGAGAACUAUCAAAGUUGAUAAUUAAUGCUAAAGGUACAAUAGUAUUUACUGGUUCCAUUGCUGGAAUUGUUUCCUUCCCAUUUAUGACAACGUAUUCAGCCACGAAGGCUGCCAUCCAUCAAUAUGCUAGAGGGUUACAUUUGGAAAUGAAACCGUUUGAAGUAAGAGUUAUAAAUGCUAUAACUGGUGGUGUUGAAACGGCCAUUGCCGAAAAAAGACCUAUGCCAUCCAAUUCUUUAUUCAACUUUCCUGAAGGUUUGGAAGCAUUCAAGGCACGUUCCAAAAAAGUGCAAAAGAUGAGUUCUUCACAGUAUGCCAAACAAAUGGUUAAAGUAAUCAUGAACUCAAAUGAUCCAGUAGAUGUCUAUAAGGGCUCGUUUGCUAUGAUUGCUCGUGUUUUGGCCCUUUUUGUCCCAAUGUGGGUUUUGAAUAAACUUUUGUAUAAGUUUAAUAAACUAGAUAAGGUGGAGUCCUCCAUAAAGCAAAAGGGGGCAAAGAAAAGUCUGUAA